Paramecium octaurelia is the source of this 422-nucleotide messenger RNA. The record is from the annotation of a GenBank genome assembly. Lineage: Eukaryota; Ciliophora; Oligohymenophorea; Peniculida; Parameciidae.
AUGUAUGAAGUAUAGAUUGAGCAAGAGUAGACAGUAGUAAUACGAGAAACCAAUAAAAAAAGAGAACAAUUCCGACAUGAUUUGAGAAGGAAGGCUUUAAAUGAAUAAUUUAAAGUAAAAAUAAUAUUCUAAAUAAAAGAAGAAGAGAACACCUAAAAAAGAAUUAGAUAUGCUAAAUCUACUGAAAAAACUUAGGAGUAAUGAAUCAGAACUAGUAUUAAAUCAAUUUAUUGUUUUAGUGUCGAGUAUUAAGAUUAAUGUAAGAAGCAAAUCUCGAAGAAAAUGAAGAUAUAGCAAUGUUUUUGCGUGAGUUAAUGCAAGAGAAUUAGAAUUAGGAGAUAAGAUUAUUGUGUAAAUAAUUAAUAAAUCUUAAAUUCUGUUGCGUGCCUUAGCAUUUAAUGAAAAAUCGAUAACAAUAUUGA